Molecule: messenger RNA, 2319 nt
Organism: Cornus florida
Lineage: Eukaryota; Viridiplantae; Streptophyta; Magnoliopsida; Cornales; Cornaceae
Product: vicilin-like seed storage protein At2g28490
Exons: 6
Coding region: 470-1903 (477 amino acids)
Source: RefSeq, a predicted model, not a curated record
GUGCUUUAUAAAUUAUCUCUUUUACCAGAACAAAAAUAGAAAAAAUAAAAAUAAAAAUUACUAGAGGAAGCAUGGAAGAUGAAAAAUAUAAAAUUUUGUAAUAAAAAUAAUAGUUAUGUUAUUAUAAAUUUAGGAACAUUUUUUUUAUAAGAAAAAUAAAAGUUGUGUAAUAAAAAAACAAAAUAGAGUGGGAGUGAAAAUACUAGUGGAGUAUGAGAGUUUCUGAAAAGAUUUCCUUUUACUAAGUACUCCGUAGUCCGUAGUUUGUUUCCUCGAAAUCACAACGGUUCAUAGACUUUGCAUUGCAAAGGCGCAAAAACAGCAAGACUGACACUUGUCAUCUCACAGCCUCUCCCUCUUUCUCUAUAUAAACUCCUCUCUCCCUCACCACUUCUCAACAAGUCACAAUUAAGUGGUGGUUUCAGAACCCAAAAAAACAGAGUGUCAAUUAGAGAGUGCAUUACAAGAGAUGGGAAAGAGAAGUGGUUUGUUGCUAGUAGUGUUAGUGAUGUGCUAUGCAGUGGCCACAGUUGGUGGCUACUUUGAGGAUCCUGAAGGGAGGGGAGAGAGAGAGAGAGAAGAGGGGAAGAGAGAGAGAGAAGGGCUGUUCUUGUUGAGGGACUCAAAGCAUGUGGUGAGGACUGAUGCUGGGGACAUGAGGUUGGUGAGGGGUUAUGGAGGGAGGAUUGUGGAAAGGCCUAUGCAUAUUGGGUUCAUCAACAUGGAACCCAAAAGUCUCUUCAUCCCUCAGUACCUUGAUUGCAGUUUAAUUCUCUUCAUUCGCAGAGGGGAAGCAAGGGUUGGAUCGAUAUACAAAGAUGAUCUGGCGGAGAAGCAAUUGAGGGCAGGAGAUUUGUAUAGAAUUCCAGCAGGAUCCGCAUUCUAUUUGGUUAACCAACAUGAUAGGCAGAGGCUUCAAGUCAUAUGCAGCAUUGAUACAUCUGAGAGCUUGAAUUUGGGAAAUGUACAGUCUUUCUUCAUUGGUGGUGGAUCAUCUCCCACAUCUAUUCUUGCUGGUUUCGACCCCCAAACGCUGGCAGCUGCAUUUAAUGUCUCAAUAGCAGAAGUGAGGGAGCUAACCACCAGGCAACAAUCCGGACCGAUCAUCCGCUUGUCAAAUUCGCAUCCACCAAGCCUAUGGACACAAUUCCUACACCUAGAAGAGCAUGAAAGACUAGCACACCUAAAGAGAAUGGUGUACUUGGAAGAAGAAUCUAAUGAAGAUGAGGUCCCAACAUGGUCAUUCAGGAAACUCUUUACUUCUGUUUUCGGAGAGAAAAUCAAGGACGAAGACAUCAAGAGAUCUAGGACGUCCCCGGACUCCUGCAACCUCUACAACAGACAGCCCGACUACAAGAACCGCUAUGGCUGGUGCACCUCCCUCGACGAGUCUGAUUACUCCCCUCUUAGCAACUCCGGCAACAGCAUUUAUUUAGUUAAUCUCACUGCGGGCUCAAUGAUGGCACCACAUGUUAAUCCAAGAGCAACAGAGUAUGGCAUUGUGUUGAGAGGAAGUGGAACAAUUCAGAUAGUGUUUCCAAAUGGAACCUCAGCAAUGAACGCAAGAAUAGCAUCUCGAGAUGGCCCCUUUGAGUUCUUCGGAUUCACUACCUCAGAGCCAUCGCAGCGCGCAUCAGAGCAAAGGAACCGGCCGCAGUUCCUGGUGGGAAGGAAUUCGGUUCUGAAUAACCUGAGAAACCACGAGUCCGCUGCUGCUUUCGGCGUGAGCAGGAAGAGGCUCAGGCACAUCCUUAAUGCUCAGCGCGAGGCUGUGAUUCUGCCCGCGUCAAACGUGGCACCACCUGAGGAGACAAAGAAGGAAGAGGAGCACACGAUGAAGAACAAUGUGUUACCGGAGGUGAUCAGGAACUUUGGCAAUGACAUGAUUAUGGGCUUUGAUUGAAAAGGCUAGGUAGGUGAUGGAGAUUAAGAUGAGGGGUAGAUAAAAGCGGCUUUGGAAGUGUUUUUUUGUGUUCUUGGUUUUGUUUAUUUUGUUCUUUGCUUUGCUGAGUUUUGAGAGAUGUCAAUAAGCUGGCAUUUGUUUUUGGUUUUCUAUUCCAUAAUGCAAUUCUGCUUAAAUUAUGUGAACAGAGUUUCGUCUGUGCUUGAUUCUAUUGCAUUUUUUUUUCUUUUUAGUUUGAUUCUAUUGCAAUUCUGCUUAAUUAUGUGAAGUGGUCAUAUUAAGAGGUUGCUCUAUUUUUUAUUUUUCUUUUCUGCUAGGCAAAGAUGAGAGAUUGAGACAAUUUAUUCAUGAAUCUUAAUAGUCUUCCUCAGUUUAGAGCUAGCUUAGAGGAUUUCAUGAUAAUUUGGUCCCCCUUA